CCUCGCUCUGUGCAGUUGCCAUCAUUAUCUGGACAAAUUUCCUGCAGACUUUUAAAAAGUUGUACAGCAAUUGAUUGCUGUUUCACUGUUGCCUUCUUGAAAAGAAACUUCCAUGUCAUGUUGGAUAUUGAUUCCUGCAAAAGAAACAUUUCCUUUACAAUUGAGAAACUUAAAUUUGAAUUUUCUUCGCUGAAGUUCCAGUGGGGUGUAAAAGACACAUUAAAACUUGGUGAGGUUGUUUAUUUAGAUUACAGUUUUGAUAACAUGGAGGAUGAAAAACAGUUCAAAGUCAGUCUUAACAUUAGUGUACAGUUUAAUCCAGGGGAGACAAUGUUCCAUUGGGUAGUACUGCAGGAUUCACCUCUUCCAAAGAUACCAUGUGACUGGAAUACUGGUUUUGAUAUUGAAGGGUUUUCUUUAGAAAAUUGGCUGGAGAAGGUCAGUAUUCCAUCAGGACAACAGCUGUCAAAACUUGUAAUUGCUACGCUAUUUGAACAGCUUGGUAUUGGUAGACUUCUAAAUGAAGAGUCAUGUCAAAGAUCUGGUUCCAAGUACAGCCCAGUUCUGAAUGGUUGGAAGAAAACUUGCCCACUAGAUGUAUCUUUGACACCACUGCCUAGUCCUGUAUCAUGUAUGAUUCCAUCACAUUGUACUGCAGUGUACUGUUGUAUUGAUGUAGAUUUUCUGGACAGAUCAUUUCAUGCCUUCCUGGAUGUGAACAUGUGUACCAAUGUCAUGACAGUAGGACUAGAAAAACUUGUAAUUGAUCCAAUAAACUUGUUGGACUAUGAAUUUGGUACUACCAAGCACUUCAAUUUGAAGGGGAUAUUGAGAAUUACAUACAAGAUUGAUGACCUUCAAGAGGAGAAGAAACUUAGGGUCAGCUUGAAUCUCAGUGUGUGUUUUGAGUCAUCUAAACCCUGUUUAUAUGACCUUACAGUAUUCCAAGAUACCCUGGUACCAAAACCUCUCUGUGACUGGGAAGCUGAUUCUUUCUUUACAAAAAAUUUUUCUUUGGAAAAUUUUAUGGCAGAAGAAGGAUUUGACAUCAAUGACAUCCUGCCAGAGGAUAUUAUCAGGAAGAUAAUAGAACAGUUAGGACUGUCAUCUUACCUAAACAGUGACUCUUGUAGCUUGGAAUAUGAGCCUGAUAAAGAUGGAUGGAUCAAAGGUUGUUUUGAAGAUGUGAUAUUACCAGACUUACCAGCUGAUGCCAGGUGCUAUUUUUUGUCAUCUUGUUUAGGCAUUGAUUGUUGUUUAGAUGUAGAUUUCUUGAAGCACAAAUUCAAGGCCUCAUUUGAACUGGAUACAUGCCAUCAUCAGUUACAUUUACAGAUAGACAGAUAUCAGAAGACAUUGAAUUUGACAGAUUAUACAUACGGAUUCCCAAUCUACCUUGAAACUGGAAAAAAAACUUGGAAUUUCUAA
This is a messenger RNA of Mytilus californianus (California mussel), 1428 nucleotides long. RefSeq lists its product as uncharacterized. Lineage: Eukaryota; Metazoa; Mollusca; Bivalvia; Mytilida; Mytilidae. The coding region runs from base 118 to 1428 and encodes 436 amino acids. The transcript has 10 exons. The record is from RefSeq and is a predicted model, not a curated record.